CCGUUGCCGUGACGUCACCGAUUUCCGUUGCGAAUUUUUUUUUUGAAUCAGUCGCGGGGCGGACGCGCGCCGGGGCCUCGUCCAACCUCGCCAACAUCAUUCAAGACGACGCCAGUGUCAGGCCGGCUGCUGAGGGUGCUCAGACGAUGAUGGCAGCGUCAGGACCGAGAAAACAGGAAGAGGACUCCUGGUGGAGUAAAGACACAGCUCCAGGUGACCAUGACCCUGACAACAACCUUGACCGCAAGUUCGACAUGUCAAAAGAUGUGGCCAGCGGAGGUUCAAUGUGUGAAAAGGGAAAGCGUUGUGGGCCCACUUUAAAUGGGACGUUCAUUAUCGAGGAGAUGAACGACACUCGUCACAACGAUGAACGCUCAAAGGCACUAGCACAUGGCACAACCCCAUUGUGUGACUCAGUCAAGACCAUGAACCACAGCCAUCCCCACCGAGCUGUAAACAUUCUAAACGGUUUCAAGGAUCCCUCAUUUUUGCUUGACACGGAAUUCCCAAGUGGUUUGUUGGAACUCUCCGUAGACUCACCAAUGCCAGGCCUCGGCACGUAUUCAGGCAUUUGGGCGGAAAAGCUGUGCAGUGACAACUUGACCAUUACGAGUAGCUUAACAGGAACCCCUAACGUGAAUGAGUCGCCAUGGCGUGGGGCGGAGAGAAGGCUCGCUGGAUGUGAUGCAGACUUUGCAUUCCGGGAAAUGAUGCUGCUGAGGGGGAGUAAUGGGGAUUCUAGGCAUGUGUCUGAAAUUUUGGAAGGCGAUGAAAGUGAAAAGAGGGAUCAGGUGGGGAAAUGCCCUGAUAAACUCAAUGAGUUUAGAUCAAUUGAUGGUUUAGGAAUGGUGGAGUCGAUAGCUGAUGAGGGUGGGAUUGACAAUGGAAUGGUCAACCAGGGAAGUGAAGGCAGUGAUGGUGUGGACAAUGGUGAUGAUUUUAUUGACAAAUGUGCAAACGUCGCAGGAAAUAAGGAUGCUCUCCAACCAAAUCAUCUGAGCACAGCAAGUGAUUACACCGAUGAUGAUGCUUGUGAUAGUGACUCCAAGGGUAAUGGUUUGAUGGAAAACAAGAACUUACUGGGAGAAUGGUCUGAGGGCUGCAAUGUCACCAGUGAAACAAAUGCACAUGCAACUGUUCUCAGUGACAGUGAAGGUCACAAUGGCAGUGAAAGCUACAAUGUUAACAAUUCUAGUGAUAGAUUAAUCCUAAUGGAUAACUGCUCGACCACUAAGGAGAGCUUGAAAAACUGCACAGAGUUACCAAAGAUGCCUUUCGAGACUGAUGCAAGCCCCACACAACAUUUAAGACAUGACAAGAAGGGUGAUGAUAAGGAUGAACAUGAGUAUGAGGAAUUGGCAAGCAAAAUGCUCCUUGUGUUGGAUGGCAGGGAUCAUUCAAAAGCAAAUGGGAAUGAUACCAAUAUCAUUGAAGGCAAUAAUAUUGGUAGCAGCUGUGACAGUAGUUGUAAGGAUAAUGGUAGUAAUAAUGGUGAACAAGAUCACAAUCCUCACAUUCCUGCAGUGGAGAACAGCCUCUGUGAAACCCAUCAAGCCCCGUGUGAGGAAGACGGUUCCUGCAUUCACAGCAGUGGCCGUAACUACGGUCUUGCCUGCAAUGUCCAAAAUCAUAAUGAUGACAAUAACUUUUGCUGUCCUGACAGGGAUGACUCUGAGCUUUUGCCACCCAGUAGAGAGAACGGCGCCCUCAAGGAGCUAAUGUGCGAUGGUAAUGCAUGGUCCAAGGUGGAUCUGGCACUGCCAUUUGAACGAGCAGCAGAGCUGACUCCGGAUGUAACACCAACAAAGAGUUCCAGGUUUUUCUCGGGCCUGGAGCUGUGUACGUCGACACCACUGAUUUCCAGCAUUACAGCCACCACAGCCACUCCUCUCCCUGGGCCUCGUAGUCGCUUUGGCUUCCGGGCACCAGCAGUGGCAGCUUCUACAUCUCGUGGGUCGUCUGUGGCCAUUCCAGCAACCAACCUCAACAGCACCAGACCUGGAACCCACCUCAACAGCAGUAUACAUACUGGGAACAACCUGAACAGCGCCAAAUCUAUUGGAACCAACCUGAAUUGCACCAGGCCUACUGAAACCAAUCUAAACAGCACCAAAUCUACUGGAACCAACCUGAAUAGCAGCACACCUACUGAAACCAAUCUGAACAGCACCAAAUCUACUGGAACCAACCUGAAAAGCACCAAAUCUACUGUAACCAACCUGAACAGCACCAAAUCUACUGGAACCAACCUGAACAGCACCAAAUCUACUGUAACCGACCUGAAAAGCACCAAAUCUACUGUAACCAACCUGAACAGCACCAAAUCUACUGGAACCAACCUAAACAGCACCAGGCCACAUAGUUAUAAUCUAAACAGCACCAGACCAACUAGCACCAACCUCAACAACACCAAAGCAACUGCUACCAAUUUAAACAACACUAGAUCUAUUGGAACCAACGGAAAGGUGAGGCAUCUGGCAAAGCCACCCUCAUAUGCCUCGAAGUUGCUAGGACCUGGCGGCUCUAGUUCUGCUGUACCAAAACCCAGCUCAAGUAGUUCACACUUAGCGAGGCCUCCAUUGGCUACCACAAAACCAGGUCUGUCCAAGCUCGCCAAGUCCAGUUUGCGUGGGCCUCAGCUGCCAGGCAAAGCAGAGGUGGGCGGAGUGGAUGAGUCAAGCUUGCUCUUGUCCAAGGCUGCUUUGUCCCAAUCGAUCGUGGCCACAACCUCUGGAAAGGAUUCUGGGAAACCUAGUGAGAUUGGGUCGAGUCAAAUGCAGCCAAGUAUGUGUAUAACCAAGCCGGUGAGCAUUAAGAUGCAUCAGGAGAGAACCGAGUUAUCCCAGAUGCCAAAGACUGAGCGGGUUGAGGCCAGCAACUCUGCUCAGGCUGGGCGCGAUGCUGUGGGGCCCAGAAGACUGGCUUCUCUUAGGGCCACAGGGCCUGGGCAUCCGCGGCCAAAACUUCACCCUGUAGGGCUCAGAACCCCAAAUAUGCGGCUCAUGGAGUCCAAGGGAGAAGGCAUGGCUACACAGGGGACACCAGGGGUCUCUGUGCGGAGGGGGCAUGGAGGGGUUAGCGCUACCCCAGAGCCUGCCCGGUUGUCGGUCAAGGUUUCUCGGCUAGCUAAGCCUUCAAGCACCAACCCCACUAAACUGGCAAGGCCAAAUCUGAAUGUUUCAGAAAAGACCAGACCCAACUAUUCUUCUGCAAGGUUGACAGGACAGAAAACACCUUUAGUUAGACUUUCUGGGCUAUAUUCAAAUGCUUUGAAACUUGAUAAGACCAACUUAAGCGUUUCUAAACUCACAAAGCCUGUUUUAAAUGUUUCUAAACUCAGUAAAUCAUCUUCAAUUGUUUCCAAGCCAACUAAGUCAAACAUGCCUCGGGUUGCACUUUCCAGACCAAAUGCAAACACUUCUAAACUUGACAGAACAAACUCAAGCAUUUCUAAACCAUCUAGGCCUGACACAAGUAUUUGUAGGUUCACCAGGUAUGGCUUGAAUGGUUCUAAAUUUGGUAAACCAGAUUCAAGCAUUUCUAAACUUACUGAACCUGCUGAGUCAAAUGGCUCAAAACAUUUGAGGCCAAAUUCAGACAUUGCUAAACCUGCCAGAUCAAACUCUAACAUGACAAGCAUUGCUAGACCAAAUCCAAAUAGUUGUAAAGUUUCUAGACCAAAUUCAAGCAUUUAUAAACAUCCAGUGGCAGACUCACGUGGAUCCAGACUUGCUCGGGCCAAUCCUCAAAUCUCUAAGCGAAAUUUAGGCAUGGGGACAGAUAGUGAAGUUGCUCUUCUUAGGGAGCAACUGUCAGGGGCGUUGCGUGCCUGCCAGGCACUUGCUGUUGUGGUGCAGUACCUACAGGUCUCUGCAUCUGCUUGAGGUUACUUCCCUUCAUCACAAUCCUCCCAUCAUGCCUGUGAGGAUAGAUUGGCGAUGGCAGUUGGGUAGAAUUGGCAUUGGGGUUGUCAUCUGUCUGGCCCUCAAAACGAGUGCUUGGAAUCUUAUACCACUUUUCCACUGUAUAACAGAACCAUGCCAGGGCCAUGCUAAGCUUAUCUGGCAUGGCUGGCAAGGAACUCUUGGGCCUCCUGAGCCUAAAGGUUGUUUUCCCACUGCAGAACCUAAACAGUGCUGCUUAUGUCACAUCCAAAAUUAUACAAUAAUACCAUCAGUAUACAGUUUAUAGUCUUUAGUAAUAUGGCAAUUAAGAUUAAACCAUAUUUCAACUUUUCUUCGAUUGAAAACUGCAAUAAAUCAAUCCAAUUAUCGAAAAUACACGUUUGCAGAUGAUGUGCAUAACCCAACACUGGGAAUCGUUUUUACGAACAAAUGAUACCAGAUAUCAAUUCACAAUAAAGUAAAGUAUUGUACAGGGCCAUUCUAUUGCCGGGAGUGGAAUCGAUUCAGACGAGUUUUUAAGGAAUUGACGAUGGAGCAGUUCAUGGCAAUGCAGUGUGGUGAUAAUCGAUAGCUAUGGAGAGAAACACGAGGAUAAUAUAUUUGUAUGUCGUGGCCCGACUAACGCAAUGUAUGGCAAAAAAAUUACUGUUUCACACGUUUAGCCAUAUAUGCUGCUUUUAAAAUGGGUGACUGAUUAAUUUAGUCUUGUUCUGUCUUUGCAAAAUGUGCAUCACAUUUUUGGCAGUGUGUAGAAUUUCUGUCAUCGUUUGAUUCUCGAUGUGCCUUAUGUUUCACAAACAGUAAUUGUGCAGUUUUUCCACAUGCUUCAAGCUAUUUUUUUUGUUGCUUGAUUCUGCUGGGAAAAUAACUAUAUGUAUGGUUUAAAAUAUGUGCACACACUUUUAGUAUAUGUGCAAUACUGUUUAUAUGGUUUAUAAAAUGAAGAAAACACUUCCCAAUAUAUUAUUCUUGCCACAUAUACCGUGACACAAGCUGAGAACCCAGAUGUAAUGACCUUCAAAGGACACCACUGCACCACUUGUGAUAAACCGUUAAUCUCCGCGUGGGCUUGAGUCUUGCUAUGCUUGCCACGAGUGUUACUUACGUUUUUAUAAUAACUACCCUUAAGGUUUUAACACUAGCACAGGACAUCCACGACCGGAGCUGCUCAAAUAUAUGGCAUGACAUUACCUCAUAUCCUGUGUCUGUGUGGUGAUUGAAUGCUCGAGUAUACUAAGCUUGUAAUAGUAUAUGGAUCCAUCGGUGAGUUAGGCUCAAUAUAAAUGCGAGAAUUGAAAAAAUAAUAUAAAUGCAAAUGUGCUAAUGUAGCAUUUGAGGCUAGCAGAGCACACAACUAUGAGAGAGCGUGACUUUACCGAACCAAAGAGUAUAAAGACAAAUUAUGUUUAAUUGCAACCCCAAAUCAUGGCAGUGUUGGCACACGUUACUGCUUUGCGAUUUUGGAGACCAGGAGUUUCAUUCCAAGCCAUGGUUCACAUCAAUGGAAAAUUGUGUGUAAACCUGAACUGUCUCAUAGGUCAGCUCACCCUAAAGCAAACACCUGGCACAUGUGAACACCAGCACUGGUAUACCCUAAUUAGUAGCCACAACCCCCGUGUGUUGUGUACAGACCUUCAUAAGCGCUCUCUAAUAGCCC
This is a messenger RNA of Petromyzon marinus (sea lamprey), 5562 nucleotides long. NCBI's taxonomy places the organism in Eukaryota, Metazoa, Chordata, Hyperoartia, Petromyzontiformes, Petromyzontidae. The record is from RefSeq and is a predicted model, not a curated record.